Molecule: messenger RNA, 699 nt
Organism: Phytophthora infestans T30-4
Lineage: Eukaryota; Oomycota; Peronosporomycetes; Peronosporales; Peronosporaceae
Exons: 2
Coding region: 1-699 (232 amino acids)
Molecular function (GO): molybdenum ion binding; catalytic activity; pyridoxal phosphate binding
Source: RefSeq, a predicted model, not a curated record
AUGGAUGCAGUAGCCACGAGUCUGGUGCUAUCAGCCAAGGGAAUGCCCGACCUGGAGGUGCCUGUGGUGCACACUGGAGAGGGCCAAUUGCGCGUCGUGAGCAUUUGGAAGGACAAAGUGGAAGCCAUCGACCAGGGAGACGCUGCAGCCACGUGGUUGGAUGAGUUUAUGGGGGAAGACAAGUGUCACUUUCGUCUCACGCGGGCUCGAGACGGAUACACGCGCCACACCAAGCCAAAAUACGCUCCCGGACACGCGACAAACUUCGCCGACGCGUUCCCAUUCCUCUUGGCGCUGGAGGAAUCAUUAGCGAAAUUCAACACGACACUCGAGACGCCAGUGCCCAUGAAUCGAUUCCGCCCCAACAUUGUGCUCCGAGGAAGUCCGGCGUUUGCGGAUGAGCACUGGAACUGCAUCACAAUUGGUGGCAUUCCUUUCCGUAAUGUGAGACCGUGUGCGCGCUGUGGGAUGCCCAGCGUGAAUCAAGAAACGGGAGAAGUCCAUUUCAAACGCGAACCUUCUCGUGCCAUUGUGCGAGAACGCAACGGUGCAUUGUUGGGCUUCACCGACGGCAAAAAGUUCGAAGGCUACUUUGGAUCCAAUAUGGUUGUGGAGAUCGAGGAGAACACAGCGCCUUUACUGUUGACGCUUGGCGCGAAUGUCAAGGUGCUUACGCUCAAAUCGGAGAUCGUAGCCUAA